UCCAUAUUUAUUCAGAUUUAUUUUAGUUUUUGCCUAAAGUCCUUUUUCUCUCCCAGGAUCCCAUUCAGCUUAAAAGCCUAUGCCGAGUUGUCCUGUUACUUACAUCUACAUUAUACCUAGUUGUCGGGUCUCCUGAGGUUCUUCUUGGCUGUCACAUUAACCUUCAUUUUUUGAGUCAUAAACUGGAUUGAAAAUCUGAUGAAAGCUAUGGAUCCUCUCCACAGAAAAAUGCACCUGCUUCAGAGGUCUAAUUUAAGGGAGGUCCAUCCAUAACUGAUUCAGAAACCUAGCUUCAGGAGGAAAAGGUGAUCUUUAAAAUAUUUCUUCCCUCACACUCAGGCUCAAGGUCAGGCUCUACCUCUACUUUGUUGUGUGACCUUUUUGCAUAGCCGUUUUCCUACUUGGACCUCAGUUUCACCAUCUGUGAAAUGAAGGGUUUGAUUUACAUGAUGUCUAAAUCCUUUUCUAGCACAGUGGAAGGUGGGCGUCACCCACAAAGGAACAAAGGCUGUUAACAGACCAAGCCAGGUCAGGGAAGUGGAAUGGCUUAUCAAUAAUGAGGUCGCAGAGGUUCAAUGGGGGAAAAAGACAUAACCUAGGUUCCACUUUAUGGCUUCGUGGAUUUUGUAAGUCAUUUCCUUCCUCUGAGGUUCAAUUUCCUCAUCUGCAAAAAUGUAGAGGCUCUGCUUCUGGUAGUUAUGAAACUCCUGGGAGCAACAGUGAGGAAUUAUGAUAAGAAAAAAAAAAUGGAGUAGGUGGGUGGGUGCACGGGUGAAGGGCAGAUUUAAGGAAUACGAGGCAGGGCUGAGGGUUCUGGAGAAGAGAAACACAGUAGACACCUUAGGGAUCUCACACCACACUCGCACUGUGCUGGGGUCAAUUCAACCUAGGUGCCGGCCCCGCCUCCUCCCUCCCCACGCUUCCCCUCCCCUCCGUCUGCGACGCGCCACACUUCGCAUGGUAGUCACCGUGAGUCGCUUUCCAUCGAGCUAGGGCCGCGCGCGUUCUCGCGCCGCCACCUCACUGCCAUCUCUGCCCGCCUUUGGCUCCUUCCGAUUGGCUCUCACGUUAGUGACGUACAUGCUCCUUAUUCUACCCCCGUCACUUCCCCAGGGUUCCGCCCCGCCUCCCCCUUACUUCUCCCGAUUGGCGUGGCAACCUAACCUGCCCUGGUCUCCGCUGUGAAGGAGAAGCCGGGAGAGCAGGCUAAACCAGGAAGGCGCUGGCUUGUGGCGCGCACGCGCACGCACGCACGCCGGCGGCCGGAGGGGCGGCACGCUCGCGCCCGGGCUCGCUGCGCGCCGCGCCAGAGGCUCGCGCACUCAGCAGGUUGGGCUGCGGCGGCGGCAGCUGUGGGAGCUGAGGCGCAGCGCGUGAGAGGUCCCAGACGUGUCUGCGGCUCCGGUUCCGCCACCUUCCUCUUCUCUCACCCCAGUCUCGGUGCCGGGUGCUGAGAAGGGAACGGCGCUAGCCUUGGUAACUUAGAGCCCACCCUUGGCUGCUUCCGACACCGCCAUCCUUCCUUUCCCAGCCGCGGGCCUCUCGGUGCUAAGGCGACUCUGCGGGGAGGCGGCGGCGACGGCUGCCUGUCUGUGGGGAGGAGUCCUGCCCUCCAGUCUUGCUCCGCCGCCGGGCCCUGCAGGGUCCAAGAGAGCUCGGCGCCGGUCCUUCCUCUCACCUUUUUCGUCAGCCGAUUGGUGCAGCGUCGGUCCGAGAGGUCUCUGGGCUGAGGCGGCGGCAGCUCCUUCGGCUUCAUCAUGUCCGCGGGCGGAGACUUCGGGAAUCCGCUGAGGAAAUUCAAGCUGGUGUUCCUGGGGGAGCAGAGCGUUGGAAAGACAUCCUUGAUCACCAGAUUCAUGUAUGACAGUUUUGACAACACCUACCAGGCAACAAUUGGUAUUGACUUUUUAUCAAAAACAAUGUACUUGGAGGAUCGAACAAUCAGGCUGCAGCUGUGGGAUACUGCGGGUCAGGAACGUUUCCGUAGCCUCAUUCCCAGUUACAUCCGUGAUUCUGCUGCAGCCGUAGUAGUUUACGAUAUCACAAAUGUUAACUCAUUCCAGCAAACUACAAAAUGGAUUGAUGAUGUCAGAACAGAAAGAGGAAGUGAUGUUAUCAUCAUGCUAGUAGGAAAUAAAACAGAUCUUGCUGACAAGAGGCAAGUAUCAAUUGAGGAAGGAGAGAGGAAAGCCAAAGAGCUGAAUGUUAUGUUUAUUGAAACAAGUGCAAAAGCAGGAUACAAUGUAAAACAGCUCUUCCGACGUGUUGCAGCAGCUUUGCCUGGAAUGGAAAGCACACAGGACAGAAGCAGAGAAGACAUGAUUGACAUAAAACUGGAAAAGCCUCAGGAGCAACCAGUCAGUGAAGGAGGCUGUUCCUGCUAAUCUUCCAUGGCAUCUUCAACUUUUCUUCAGAAGCUCACUGCUUUGGCCCCCUUACUCUUUCAUUGACUGCAGUGUGAAUAUUGGCUUGAACCUUUUCCCUUCAGUAAUAACGUAUUGCAAUUCAUCAUUGCUGCCUGUCUCGUGGAGAUGAUCUAUUAGCUUCACAAGCACAAAAAAGUCAGUGUCUUCAUUAUUUAUAUUUUACAAAAAGCCAAAUGAUUCCAACAUAUUCCAGUGAUAACUUUAAAAAUUAGAUACGUUUUCUCAAUUUUUUUUUUCCUUUUCAAUGUUAGGAUAACAUACUUCAAAAUGAUGGAAAUUCCAACAGUCUGUGGCUAGGUUAAGAAGCAAUUGUUCACAGCAGCACUUGCCUACCUACUUGAUCUCUCUCUGCUUUUCUCACCUCUCCCUUAUUGCAUUCCCUAUUCUUACCAUCUCUCCCUCAAAACAAAUGAGGUAUGACAAAGCAGGAGUCAGACCAAGCCCAAUGGAGUUAUCCUUCAAAUUUAGUGAUACCACUUGCUCUAGGCCUUGGGUCAAGAUGUCCAAAAUUAUUCUUGAGCGCUGAUAUAAAUUACUUAGACUUUAUUUGAGGUCAAAACUCAACUAUCAUGGUAGGCAGUGCUUGAAUAAGAAAAGGGUUCUGAUGCAUCUUCAAAAUGAGUCCUAAUGAACACAGUGAGUACUUACAAAUUAAAUGAACAUAAAAUGUAUUUCAGACCAAAACAAAUGACCCUUUCACAUGUUAGUCCCUGGGAGAGAAGAGUUAACAGUGCUUCAGAACAUGUUUUUAAUACUGAAUUCUUCCAGUGAACUAUUUCUCCCAGGACUUUAAAAUUCUCAACAUAGAGUUAUUCUGUUUGUUUAAAAAAAGAAAACUUUUGUAAGCAAUAGAUUUCUCUUGGGUUUUUCUUUCUUGUUUCAAAAAAUGCUAUGCAGGCAAGGCACUACAGAAAUCAAAUUCUUUUAAGAAGAACCAGCGGAAGAAUUUAAACUUGGUACCGUGAUCAAAACUACAAUAAACAAUGAUAUCUAAAGCUAUCAUUGUAGAAACAAUGAUAUCUAAAGCUUAACAACAAAAGAAUCCUCAACAGAAUAGCAAAUACUUUGCUCAGGACAUUUGAGGUCAAAUCGAAAAUGGAAACAGGUUUCUUAUAAGCCCCUAGCGGCAGAUCUGGAAAAGCAUACAUAGAGGAGGGAAAGGAGAGAAUGGAAGUAAAACUUAAUAUUAUGCAGAUUUAUGCCUUAUUUUUUAGCAUUUUUUUUUUUUAAUGUUGGGUCUUUCAGGCUGGUUUUGCUUUUUAUUAGAUCUGUAUAGUUUGGUUAAUUAACUAGUGAUUUAAUUUUAUAUUUAAGCUACAAUUAAUCUUCUUUCUUUGUUGAUAUUUAUUUCUUUGCCUUUUUUUUUUAAACUACUUUCAGUUUUUAGAUGUUUUGUCUGAUCUAUUUAGAGCUUCAUCACCAUGGCAAUAUAUAUUUCCCUUAAAACACUGUAAACAAAUAUACUAGGAGUGCACCAUUUUAAUCUUUACUAGUUAUUGUGAGAUUGCUGUGUAAGUUAAUAAACACAUUUGUAAAUACAUUAUUUGCAGGACGAAAAUUUCUGAGUUACAGCUCAGGAAAAGCCUGCUGAAUUUACGUUGUAAGCAUUACUUAACACAGUAUAAAGAUGAAAAGACAACAAAAAAUAUCUUCAUACUUCCUCAUCCCCUCAUUGCAACAAAACCCUUAACUGGGAACCUUAUUCCCCUCUCUUUCCUCUUCCUUCUCCAGUUCCCACUUAUUGUCACCUUGUAAUAUUCAGAGAGCACUUGGAUUAUGGGUCUGAAUAGAGAAAUGCUUUCAGAUAAUCAUUAGCCCACAUACCAGUAACUUAUACUCAAAGAUGGGAUGGAGUUGUAAAGUGCUUUUAUAAUACAAUAUUAUUGUUAAAGGCAAGGGUUGACUCUUUUGUUUUUAUUUUGACAUGGCAUGUCCUGAAAUAAAUAUCAAUUCAAUAUGGCA
Leopardus geoffroyi (Geoffroy's cat) is the source of this 4388-nucleotide messenger RNA. RefSeq names its product RAB6A, member RAS oncogene family (gene RAB6A). Bases 1758 to 2384 code for a protein of 208 amino acids. The transcript has 8 exons. Gene Ontology annotation, molecular function: GTPase activity; GTP binding. Lineage: Eukaryota; Metazoa; Chordata; Mammalia; Carnivora; Felidae. The record is from RefSeq and is a predicted model, not a curated record.